CUUCCAAGCAACAACCAGCCCGACCCAAGCACUCCUAGCAGCGGUACGAAGGAACGACAGGUUCGCACGCAUGUCCCUCCGUCCCAGGAGCCUGUUUGCUCUCGCUACAACUAGGCAUCCGCUCGUACGGCAUGCCACCGUCCAAACAGGCCCACAAAGCACAAACGGCGCCUUCAAAAUUGACCUGCCAAAUCUAUCCGGCGCAGGUCCCUUUGGCGAAGUUCCAAAGUUUGAGGUGAUUGGAUCGCCCUUUAGCUUGCUCAAUGCAUCGAUUCCUGCCGAGGCCGUGCUUUAUACGCGUCGUGGAACUCUGGUAGGUAUCAACGGCGAUGCGAAAAACUUGACAAGCACACUCAGCAUCUUCAAUAGCGGCUUCCUCGGCACAGUCUCAAGAGCAGUCGGUGGUCUGCCUUUCAUCUACCAAAAACUGCGCUCGUCCGACCCUUUCACAGCUUUGAUUGGCACGCAGUCAACAGCGACAUCCUUUGCGGUCCUGGAACUCGAUGGCCGACUGGACUGGAACAUCACAGGCAAGCAGGCUCUUAUUGCAUGGUCAGGUGUACAAGCAUCUGUCAAGCAAGAGAAUGUCGAUGGUUCCAUUUUACAAGCUUCCACGCACCUGACUGGCCGCGGAUCGGCUGUCGUUGCUGGACAGGGACAAAUAUACCAGCUUGUGCUCCAAGCGACUGAUCAGUACGUCGUACAUCCAUCACACGUCAUUGGCUACGGCGUAUCUUGCCCGAGACCUAUGCCUGUAAGCCUCAAAUUUGUCAACAUCAGUUUGCCUCUCAAGCUGCCAUCCCUGUCAAACUGGCUGCUGCGGUACGAGUUCUUCAGGGUCAUGGCCAAGACUGAUACCUGGUCUUUUAUGAAAUCGGCAGCGACAAAAGUUAGGCUCUUCUUUCGUCGAGUCGUUCACGGUAGCAGUGCAUAUGUCCGCUUCACAGGACCUACCACACUCCUGCUACAAUCUCGCACCAAUAUCAAAUUUGGCGGCGAGCGUGAUGUCGUGGAAGCACCGAUGCCGGAUGUGCAGGGAGAGCGGACGCCAUCAACAAAGUCCUAUGCUGGCAGUCUCAAGAUUGCUAGUGUAGAGAACGGCAGGGUCACGCUCGAGGAUACGCCAGACUUGUCAAGCUUCAAGCGGUGAGACAAGGAAAAAUGUGGGAAGCAUAGCAAAGAUACCAUAUUUGUACAUCUACUAUUUCACAAUGAUGCCCGGCCACCGUGCUGCUUUGCAAUGGCGAGAC
This is a messenger RNA of Protomyces lactucae-debilis, 1250 nucleotides long. Its product is annotated as mitochondrial biogenesis AIM24-domain-containing protein. The record is from RefSeq and is a predicted model, not a curated record. Gene Ontology annotation, biological process: inner mitochondrial membrane organization. NCBI's taxonomy places the organism in Eukaryota, Fungi, Ascomycota, Taphrinomycetes, Taphrinales, Protomycetaceae. Bases 71 to 1150 code for a protein of 359 amino acids. The transcript has a single exon. Gene Ontology annotation, cellular component: mitochondrial inner membrane.